CGUAUUUCUCGCCGGACUUGGAGUAGCUGCCCUUGGGGCGGGACGAGGGGGUGAUCAUGGCGUCUAUGCUGGUGAAGGAAUACUGGGACGUCCCCGAUGGCACAAAUUGCCACCGCAAGGCCUAUGUCACCACCAAGAUGGGUGCCGUUGUUGGCUUGGCGGCCUCUGCCUACCACCUGGUGUUUGUGCCCCCUGACACCACUGCUGAGGCGGUGAUGAGGGCUGGGAAGUUCACGUUCUCCAUGGCUGCAGUGGGUGCCAUAUUUGGGAUUGCUUCCUGUAUCAGUGCUCAAGUGAGGGAAAAGCCCGAUGACCCAAUGAACUACUUCUUUGGGGGCUGUGUGGCCGGCCUGACCCUCGGAGCCCGGAUGCACAACUACACCACCGGCGCAGCGGCGUGUAUGUACAUGGGCGCCGCUGCCGCCCUUCUGAAGGCGGGCAAACUGGAAGGCUGGAAGCUGGCCAGCGGGCCGCGAGUCUGAGCCACGAGGCCUUUGUCGUGUGUUUUGUAUAAAGGAAGGAUCGAUAUAUAUAUAUAGGAGCCCCACUCAGCGUUUCCCCCAACAGUGUCCUCACUCUCCAGUCAAAUAAAGCCUGAAACAAACUGA
Messenger RNA from Antechinus flavipes (yellow-footed antechinus), 608 nucleotides. It is a transcript of the gene NDUFA11, whose product is annotated as NADH:ubiquinone oxidoreductase subunit A11. The record is from RefSeq and is a predicted model, not a curated record. The transcript has 4 exons. NCBI's taxonomy places the organism in Eukaryota, Metazoa, Chordata, Mammalia, Dasyuromorphia, Dasyuridae. The coding region runs from base 57 to 482 and encodes 141 amino acids. Gene Ontology annotation, biological process: mitochondrial respiratory chain complex I assembly.